This is a messenger RNA of Bursaphelenchus okinawaensis, 2231 nucleotides long. NCBI's taxonomy places the organism in Eukaryota, Metazoa, Nematoda, Chromadorea, Rhabditida, Aphelenchoididae. The record is from the annotation of a GenBank genome assembly.
AUGUCUACCUAUUACUCUGACACACGGCCCGGCAAGAAGUUGUUGUUCAGUGCCCUGCUUAGUGGUAUUGGCGGAGCUUUUCAUUUCGGCUACCAAGUCACUCUCACCAAUCCAGCUCAAUAUGCGUUCACCACUUUUGUGAAUCAGUCCUACCACGACCAUUUCGGAGUGGUAUUGGAUAAGGCUGGGUUAGAUGCAAUAUGGGGCUUCUUGGUUGCUGUUUUGUUUGCCGGAGGUAUUGUCGGAUCUUUGACGUUGAGGUUCUUUGCUGAUUGGAUUGGACGGAAGAAAGCGCUGCUGUUGUCGUUCUUUGGUAUUUUGGCGUCAUCACUCUUGUCAAUAGGAUCGUACUUUGUAAGUUUAUGCUGCAAAGUGGAUAUGUAAACCAAGACCUCAUAAUACAAAAAAUUUAAAUUCCUUUUUCUAUCAAUUCUUACCUUCAUUGUUCAGAUAAACAGCUUUGAACUAUACGGUGUAUCCAGGUUUACUAUGGGUGUAUCAGUGUCUAUGGCAUUGGGAAUGUCUGGACUUUUCUUGACAGAGUGCAGGUAGGUUGACCUAAAAAUUAAAACUUUACAUCUAAAUAAAACUCCUCAAAAACCAACAUUUUCUUAAAGCACUACUGUUACCUAUUCAUUAAAAAAUGUAAAACUUCAAAGCUGACCUGAUUUUAAGCCCAAAAGGAUGUCGAGGAAUGGUCUGCAUGACAACUGGGAUCUUUGUCCAAUUGGGACUCUUCUUGGGCUCUAUUAUUGGAAUGCCAGACAUUUUCGGAGAUGUCGAGACCUGGUGGAUAAUUUAUCUGGCUGAAGUGUUGGUUGUGUCCGUGGUUAUGUUGUUGUUCAGCUUUUAUCCUGAAAGUCCUUGGUAUGUCAAUAAAAUAACUUUUUUUAACAACUUUUAAUGUAGAGAGUCAUCUCCUUUAUAAGUUUAAACAUAAAAUAAGGUAUAAAUAUUAAAGGUGUAACUUAAAUUAACUUAUUAAAGUUUUUCUUUCAAAAACCUCUAAAAGAGUAUAUAUAUAAAUUUUAAUUUUAAAAGUUACAGUUAUUUGCUAUUCAAAGGCUACGAAGAAUCUGCGCGAGAUUCGGUCAAGUUGUACUACAACUGUCCAGAUUACCUUGUAGAUAAGCAUGUCAAGGAACUGAAGGAUAACAUUCAGAACAACACUAGAAGCAUGAAUAUUAUCCAAGUUCUAAGAGAUCCUCAAACUCGACGAGCCACGAUUGUUGGAGCAACUACAGCCUUCGCUAUGGGGUUCAGUGGAGUUGCUGGUAUGUUUUGCUCCAAAAUAAAUGUCAAAAUUUUUAUUUCUAAACUUAAAGAUAUCGGGCGCAGCGAAAAGAUCUUUCGCAGGCCGCAAAGCUUUUAUUUGAUCUUGGCUGACAAGAUUUUGUUUUUUAGAGAUUAAAAUUCCUAAACACCAAUUUGUAUUGUUAUAAUAAGGUUAAAAAAAACUGUAGUAUAAGAUAUUUUCGAAUCAUCUAAUAUAAUAAUUAAUAUUUGCACCAGUUAUCAACGCGUUUGCGGUCGAAAUUCUGCGAAAUACAGGUCUGUCGAUCUUCCAAGCGUCAAUUGCCAAUGCCUUUCUAUCCUUAUCUACUCUGGUAAGUUUUAGUUGAUUAUUUAUAAAAAAAAUACACAAAAAAGGCAAUAAAUCAAUGUUGUUUUAGAUAGGAGCUCUGUUUUCCGCCUCAAUAAUCGAUAAACAUGGUAGACGACCUUUGUUACUACGAACUGUGAUGGCCAUAGUCGCCAUAAACAUAGCUAUAUUUGCUUUAAUGAGAGCCUACAACGUGUAUCAUGCACAAUGGCUUGGUUACUGUCUCAUCGGUGCUAUUUUACUGUUCUUUAUCGCAUUUACCAUUGGCCCUGGACCUCUAUGUUACUUUAUAACAUCAGAAAUGAUCGGCCAGCAUGCUCGAUCGGCUGGCCAGAGUUGGGCCGCGUUUGUUCAGAUGGCGAGUCGUACUGUAAUUUUGAUAUUUUAUCUACCACUGAGUAAUGCUAUAGGGUCUGACUACUCUUAUGCUAUCUUGUUUGUAUUACCCAUGUUGUACUGUUUUGUAUUCUUCUACUACUUUCUACCGGAAACUAAGAAUCGAAAUCUGAUGGAAGUGGAAGCCGAGAUUCAGAAGUUGCCCCGAUUACCGUGCUCAGCACAUCAGACGUACUCUACGGAUAAUGCUCAACAGGAGUACGAUCGUAGAGACCUGAGACAAGUAUUUUGA